Dendronephthya gigantea is the source of this 1950-nucleotide messenger RNA. Its product is annotated as polypyrimidine tract-binding protein 1-like. Gene Ontology annotation, cellular component: nucleus. Gene Ontology annotation, biological process: regulation of RNA splicing; mRNA processing. NCBI's taxonomy places the organism in Eukaryota, Metazoa, Cnidaria, Anthozoa, Malacalcyonacea, Nephtheidae. Bases 104 to 1822 code for a protein of 572 amino acids. The transcript is spliced from 21 exons. Gene Ontology annotation, molecular function: mRNA binding. The record is from RefSeq and is a predicted model, not a curated record.
GAGAGUUGUUCUUGUCUUCUUGAUCACGUAACGUUGGAAAACUUGAAGCUUCGUGUGGAAGAAAGAAUUUUAUAGGUUUUAGGGACUUUCAAAUCGAAUAAAAAUGAGCUUUAUAAAACUGGAGCCAGUGGACAGCUUCAGUUCUCCAGAUCGAAAGCGUGGAUCUGAUCAAUUCUUAGAGUUGGAUUCUGAGUUUGCUGAGAAGCGGCAGAAAAAGUUUAAUGAUGCGCCUCCAUCAAAGGUCCUCCACAUUCGGAAUUUACCAGACUCAGCAAGUGAAGGAGAUGUUAUUGCACUUGGUGUACGAUUUGGCAGGAUUGUCAACAUCUUAAAAAUAACAAAAGGAAAAGGAAGGCCACAGGCAUUUCUUGAGAUGGAAGAUAUAAGCAAAGCUGAGGAGAUGGUGAAGUAUUAUGAAUAUUCACCUGCAAAAAUAAAUGGUACAAAUGUUUAUGUACAGUUCUCUUCACACAAGGAGCUAAAAAUAGAGAAACAAUCUCCAACAAUUGCAAACCUAUUAACUGCUGCAGCUUUGGCCACAUCUGGAGGCCUGGGACUGCCAUCAUCUGGGGACAGCUCAAACAGUUUUGGGAAUGCAUUAAAUAAUGGAGAUGGUUUACUGCCAAACCCUUCGGCACCAAAUAACUCUCAUGAGGGCCCAAGUAACAGUAACGUGUUGAGAGUGGUUGUGGAUAACAUGCUGUAUCCUGUAUCUAUUGAUGCCCUGAAUCUUAUAUUUUCUAAGUAUGGAGCAGUAAUCAAAAUUGUUAUUUGUACCAAGACAAAUCAGUUUCAAGUAUUUGUUCAGUAUGCAGACAAUGUACCUGCAAAAGCUGCCAGAUCGGCUUUAGACGGGCAGAAUAUUUACAAUGGGUGCUGCACAAUGAAAAUAGGAUUUUCAAAAUACAACAAUUUAAAUGUGAAAUACAACAACGAUAAAACCAGGGAUUUCUCUCGACCAGAUCUACCGUCAGGUGAAGGACAACCAUCAUUUGAUCCAAAUCUUGGUCUCUCUGCUAUAGGUGCAGUUUUGAGCAACCCGUUUCUUGCUGCGAGUGCCGCCGCUGCCACAGUUCCUAAUCUUGGUCUUUUGGGUGCGGGAAAUAUGCUGCAAGGCAUAGGAACGUCCAACUCUGGUAUGCAAGGCCCAGGCCCUGGGCCAGGUGAUGACAGACGCAGCAGAGGCCGAGAUUAUGAUGACAGAGCUGGAAAAACAGUUUUACUUGUCAGUGAAUUGAAUGCUGAGAGGAUCAAAUGUGACGACCUUUUCACAUUGUUUGGUGCUUAUGGUGACGUUAUGCGUGUUAAGAUUCUCUUCCACAAACCUAACACAGCUCUUAUACAAUUCGCGGACCCUCAACAUGCUCAAACAGCUCGUGAAAAUCUGAACGAAAUUCGUUUCCAAGGAAAUAAAAUAAGAGUCAGCACGUCAAAACAUGACGGCAUUAGCAUGCCAAAGAAAGACGGGGAAGGUGAACAUCUGACAAAGGAUUACUCGAGAUCGCCGGCUCAUCGAUUUAAACAAUAUGGGUCGAAGAAUUAUCAAAAUAUUUUUCCGCCUGCCAGAGUGCUUCACUUAUCAAAUAUUCCUGGGAAUGUAACAGAAGAAGACAUAAGAUCGCUUUUUUCAUCUAAAACUGAAGGAAAGCUCACCCACUUUGAGUUCUUCACAAAAGAAAUUGCACGAGGCAAGAAAAUGGCACUGGUGGAGAUGGGGUCUGUGGAGGAAGCAGUUCAAGCAUUAGUGGAUCUUCAUGAUUACCCUAUUGGUGACGACAGUCAUCUUCGUAUCUCUUUCUCGAAGAAGACAAUCCGACCAUAACUCCAACAAGAAUUUCCAGCGUUGUUGCUGACAACAUAGCAAACUUAAUAGUAGGCAGUUUUUACAAACUGUGCUGUAAAUAAUUGUAUCUUUCGUAUUUUAUCAAAAAAGUAAGUUUUAUAACGGUA